Messenger RNA from Miscanthus lutarioriparius, 1011 nucleotides. Lineage: Eukaryota; Viridiplantae; Streptophyta; Magnoliopsida; Poales; Poaceae. The record is from the annotation of a GenBank genome assembly.
AUGUCCGCUGCCGCGGCUCUCCGGCCGACGGAGUCACUUCCCCUCCCGAGCGGGCUCUCCCUCUCGCCGCGCCUCAAGCUUCUGCUCACCUUCUUCCGCGCCGACCUCACCGUCCGGCCCCUCGACGAGUGGCAGCUCCAGUCCGCCCUCCUUGCCUUCCUCCGCGACCCGCCUCUCUCCCUCCCGCUCCUCCCCGACUCUGACCUCUCCGUGAGCCGCCUCCCUGACCUCCAGAAACGCCGCCGCGAGGAGCCCGUAGCCUCUGGGGUCCUCCACGUCCGCGACCUCUCCUUCCUCCGCCCCCGCGAGGGCGACGGCGAGGCCGAGGAGAUGACCCGGGAGCAGGAGGAGGAGAAGUACUUCGAGUGGCGGAGCACCCUGGUCCAGAAGCUCGAAGGCAUCGAGCUCAACCUCGAGGGGGUGAAGUUCCGGAUGACCGUUGAGAUCCCGUCGUCCGACGACUUCAGAACUAUGAAGAAGACAUGGGAGGAUUUCUACUCCUCCGAGCUACUGAAUAGCAGGAAUCCUGUGAGAAAGAUAGCAAAAAGGCCAGACACCAUUAUUGUCCGUGGUGUGCCUUCCAGAUGGUUUGCAGAGACAAGAGUAUCAUCCAAACCUUCCACGCUGGUCACCCACACUAUUUUCUCAGCGCUUGGUAAAAUAGGGAACCUAAAGAUUGCCAAUGAUGACGAGAUAGAAGCAAAAGGAGAUGGAGCCAAUAAGGAGCUCAUAUCUGGACUUAAUUGCAAAGUUUGGGUGCAAUUUGAGAACUAUGAUGACUUCGACGAUGCAAUGAAGGCAUUAUGUGGACGCUCUUUAGAGAAGGAAGGAUCACGGUUGAAAGUAGACUAUGACGUGACUUGGGACCAUGAAGGUUUCUUUCGCAUUGCUCAAUAUGAGCCAGCCCGUAACAAUUUAGGGGAGAGGGAUUCAUCAGUGUCGGUUCAUGGCCGGAGGAAACAUCACACUUCACGAAUUGAGUCAGAUUAUAGGAAGAGAUUCAGGGAUUGA